GAAGUGAUUGUUGAGAUCAUGUGAUGUGAUAAGUAAACACAAGGGCAAAAUCAACCCACUAGACCACGACAUAGGUUUCAGUUGAAAGACCACUAAUUAGAGCUGAGUAGUUUCAAGUAUCAAUGGCCGGUAAGGAUGUGAGAACACUAGGUGACCUCGGUGACCUGCUCAAGCCACAAGAAGACAGGUGUCGCUUCUAUAAAGUUAACUCACUAGACAGCUCAACAAUAGUAGCUGUAUAUCAAGUGAGACUGGAACCGAGUGGGGAGGUAUAUCGAGAUAGAUCAGAUUCAGAUAAGGAGCACGCCGAGCUAGAUGCCAUUAAGAAGAUAAAAAAAUGGCUUGAUGAGAGGAAUGUAACUGGACAAACAACAAUCAGUCUCACCACGAUGGCUACAUAUAGCCCUUGCUUAGAGUGUCAAUCUGCAAUACUGGACAUGCUCGUGGAUUGGGAAGAGAGGCUUAAGCUUACUGUCAACUACAAGCUCCGCAUUGGCUACCUGUAUCAUGGAAAACCACCCCAAAGCGAUGGAGCAAUUAGAGAACAACUGGCUGACUGGAAAUGGAAUAUGAAAGACAGGGGAGCCAACUUUACACUAGAACCAAUAGCAGUGUGGGAUGAACUACCAGUACCAAGUCUUGACACUCGUCAAGAGAACCCUGAAGACGUUAUACGUGAACGAAAAUUAUACGACUCUAAAAUUGCAGAUCAUGUUCAGAAAAUUAACGCUGCACCGAGACAAAUGAAAAUUGACAAAUACACAGAACCAAGAGCACUGAGACUACCUAAAAGUGAGCCUGACCUUUGUUGAGAUGAGCUGUACUGCCAUAGCUUCAUCCGUAACUCAGGGACAGUCUUACCAUCAUCUCUGCUCUCAACCUAGAGCAUAAUUAUUAGUUCACACAUUGUUUAGGUACAGUAGCAAUGUGAUUUUUUUUACUGUUGUUUCAAGCAAUAAUUAUAUAAUUUCUCGGUCACACACAUGUGUAACACAUGUAU
Messenger RNA from Halichondria panicea, 1000 nucleotides. RefSeq lists its product as uncharacterized. The coding region runs from base 123 to 812 and encodes 229 amino acids. The transcript is spliced from 2 exons. NCBI's taxonomy places the organism in Eukaryota, Metazoa, Porifera, Demospongiae, Suberitida, Halichondriidae. The record is from RefSeq and is a predicted model, not a curated record. Gene Ontology annotation, molecular function: zinc ion binding; hydrolase activity.